Molecule: messenger RNA, 1167 nt
Organism: Cicer arietinum (chickpea)
Lineage: Eukaryota; Viridiplantae; Streptophyta; Magnoliopsida; Fabales; Fabaceae
Product: peroxidase 20
Biological process (GO): hydrogen peroxide catabolic process; response to oxidative stress
Molecular function (GO): peroxidase activity; heme binding
Source: RefSeq, a predicted model, not a curated record
GCACAUUCAGCAUAAGACUAGUGAACUUAUUUUCUUUACAAUUACUUCCAAUGGAGCAUGUGAAACUAUUACUGAUUAUAAUUACUAUUUUGUCCAAUGCUCACACUCUGAAAGCUAGUGAACUUCUUGUUCAUGAGUACUACAAGGAAAAGUGUCCUUUAGCUGAAGACAUAGUGAGACAUAAUGUAGAAGUAGCAGUUUUCAAAGAUCCACGUUUAGCAGCAUCACUACUUCGCUUACACUUCCAUGAUUGUUUUGUCAUGGGGUGUGAUGCAUCGGUGCUUUUGGACAGUGUUGAAGGCAUGACAAGUGAGAAACAAGCUGGACCAAAUCUGAACAGUUUACGUGGAUUUGAAGUUAUUGACAAGAUAAAGUAUUUAUUGGAAGAGGAAUGUCCUCUAACUGUUUCAUGUGCUGAUAUUCUUACUAUGGCUGCUCGUGAUGCUGUUGAAUCAAGAGGAGGACCAAGAUGGGAUGUGUUGCUGGGGAGGAAGGACUCUCUCGAGUCAAGUUUCAGUGGAGCCAACCUAUUCAUCCCUGCUCCAAAUUCCUCUUUAGAAUCUUUAAUUAAUAAUUUUAAGCAACAGGGUCUAAAUAUAGAAGACUUGGUGGUUCUAUCAGGUAGCCAUACUAUAGGAAGGGCAAGAUGUGUAAGCUUCAAGCAGAGAAUCUAUGAAACAAAACAGGAAUAUUAUAAUGGCUAUGAUCGAUACAAAAGAUACACAAACUUCAGAAGAAUCCUACGGUCCAUAUGUCCUGUUACAGGAAGGGACAAUAAAUUUGCACCACUUGAUUUUCAAACACCAAAAAGGUUUGAUAAUCACUACUUCAUAAACAUUCUUGAAGGAAAGGGGUUAUUAGGUUCUGAUAACGUUUUGAUCAGCCAAGACUUUGAUGGAACGAUUAGGGAUCAGGUGUGGGGUUAUGCCACUAAUGAAAAAAUAUUCUUUGCUUCAUUUGCUAAGUCUAUGAUUAAGAUGGGAAAUAUCAAUGUUCUUACAGGAGAUGAAGGAGAAAUAAGAAGGAAUUGUAGGUUUGUCAACCCUUAGGUGUUAUGCAUUUGUAUGGCUUUUUGUAAUAUAAUUAUAACCUUGUUUGGUAGUCAAACAACUUACAAAUAUUCACCUCACUUCAAAAUAAAUUAAUCUUCCAAAAUUAUACACUUCA